Neurospora hispaniola is the source of this 4028-nucleotide messenger RNA. RefSeq names its product formate--tetrahydrofolate ligase-domain-containing protein. Gene Ontology annotation, cellular component: cytosol. Gene Ontology annotation, biological process: tetrahydrofolate interconversion. Bases 320 to 3733 code for a protein of 1137 amino acids. The record is from RefSeq and is a predicted model, not a curated record. Lineage: Eukaryota; Fungi; Ascomycota; Sordariomycetes; Sordariales; Sordariaceae. The transcript is spliced from 4 exons. Gene Ontology annotation, molecular function: formate-tetrahydrofolate ligase activity; ATP binding; methylenetetrahydrofolate dehydrogenase (NADP+) activity.
ACAAAUCACGAACCCUCUAUUCCCGCCAGCAAGCCGGCGAUCAUUGGAUCCUCGACAUCGAUCCCCCGUCGUCUAGGCGGGAACCCAUUGUGACUCCUCUGUGCGGCGCAGAAAACCCCUGGGUCCCGGCCCCACCCCGUCGUGGAGGUGCCCGGGGGCGUCGACAGAGCUUGGCCGGGCGGAAGCCUUGAGCUUCUGAAUAUCCCUUACCCCGAGCCUGCGUCCGCUGCUGUUCAGGGUGAUGUUGUUACAGCACGCACGCAGAAAGACCACUGCACCCUUCUUCUAGCUCUACAGUACCAGUCUGCGUCGUGUAGGCAUGGCCAUCUCCAGCUUCAUCCAGAGGGUGUCUUCCACGUCAAGGAAGUCGCGUCGAGCCGGAAGAUGUCUCACAUCCCUGUCCGCACACGGGUCGUUGAGCACAUGGCGGCGCAUUCAAGUUGAGCAUACGGGACAAGACAUGCUCAAAAGAUGGACAUUGUCGUGGGGCACGGAAUCCGACUCUCGGAGCUCUACCUCGGCUUUCGUCGCCUCUGAAGCUGGUACUACUGACUUCUCCGCCGCCCCGCGAUCCACCUGCAGCCGCCCUAAGAAAUCCCGUUAUUGGCGCCUAUCUCCAGUGACGGGGCUUACGGGGUCGUUUCUGGUGUCACCGUCAUGCGCCGCUGCUAUCGCCAGGGCAGCAGCUGCUAGCGAUUUUGGAGCUAAUGCGCUGCUCUCCCCCUCAUCUUCAACUCUGCCUCUGCCUGACACUUUACCCUUUGCACCAUCUUCCUCCUCCCGCUUUUCUCACAUUCAGGGUCCUGUCUCUCGAUACGCUGCUGCUUUUGGCCAUCCGCGCAGCUCCAUCAGGACAUAUUCCAGUUUAGCUUCUCCCAGAGCCGCAACAAGGGAGCCUGAAGCAGCAAUGGCCUCCAAGAUCGACGGCACCGCGCUGGCCAAGCGCAUCCGCGACGGUCUCCGCGCUACCAUCGAGGAGACCAAGAAGACCAACCCGCGCUUCCGCCCCUGCCUCAAGAUCAUCCAAGUUGGUGAUCGAUCCGAUUCCUCUACCUAUGUGCGCAUGAAGUUGAAGGCUGCUGAGGAGUGCGGUAUCGAGGCUGAGCUGAUCAAGUUCGACGAGAAUGCCACCGAGGCCGAGCUUGUUGCCAAGGUGGUGCAGCUCAACAACGACUCGACCGUUCAUGGCAUGCUCGUCCAGUUGCCCCUCCCUAAGCACAUUUCCGAGUAUGCUGUCACAUCGGCCGUUGCCGACGAGAAGGAUGUCGACGGUUUCGGCACCCUCAACAUCGGCGAGCUUGCCAAGCGCGGCGGCCACCCUUAUUUCAUCCCUUGCACCCCCAAGGGUGUCAUGGCCCUUCUUGCCGAGGCUGGUGUUGAGCUCAAGGGAAAGAACGCGGUUGUCCUCGGUCGUAGCGAUAUCGUGGGCAGCCCUGUCAGCUACCUCCUCAAGAACGCCGACGCUACCGUCACCGUCUGCCAUUCCAAGACCGCCGAUCUCCAGCAGUACCUCAAGGAGGCCGACGUUGUUGUUGCUGCCAUCGGCCAGCCUAACUUUGUCAAGGGCGAGUGGCUCAAGAAGGGUGCCGUUGUCAUUGAUGUCGGUACCAACUACGUUCCCGACGAUACAAAGAAGUCUGGCGUCCGCCUGGUUGGUGACGUCGAGUUCGAGUCGGCCUCCCAGGUCGCUUCCGCCAUAACUCCUGUUCCCGGCGGUGUCGGUCCCAUGACGGUUGCUAUGCUUUUGCAAAACGUUGUUGACGCCACUAGUUCCUACUUCGAGAACCAGAAGAAGAGGGGAUCCAUUCCUCUCCCCCUAAAGCUGGCGGAGCCCGUUCCUUCCGAUAUCGAUAUUUCCAGGGCUCAGGUUCCCAAGCCCAUCACCCAAAUUGCCACCGAGAUCGGUCUUGCGCCCUCCGAGCUCGAGCCCUAUGGUGCUUACAAGGCCAAGGUUGACCUCAGCAUCCUUAAGCGCCUUGAGCACCGCCGUAACGGUCGCUAUGUCGUUGUUACUGGUAUUACCCCCACUCCUCUCGGCGAGGGUAAGUCCACCACCACUAUGGGCCUGGCUCAGGCUCUUGGUGCUCACGUUGGUCGUUUGACUUUCGCCAACGUCCGCCAGCCCAGCCAGGGUCCUACUUUCGGCAUCAAGGGUGGUGCUGCUGGUGGUGGUUACAGCCAGGUCAUCCCCAUGGAUGAGUUCAACCUUCACUUGACUGGUGAUAUCCAUGCCAUCACCGCCGCCAACAACCUUCUCGCUGCCGCUAUCGAUACCCGCAUGUUCCAUGAGAACACCCAGAAGGACGGUCCUCUUUACAAACGUCUAGUCCCUGCCAAAAACGGAAAGAGGGAGUUCCCUCCCAUCAUGUUCCGCCGCUUGAAGAAGCUUGGCAUUGAGAAGACGAACCCCGAUGAUCUCACCGAGGAGGAGAUUAGCCGCUUUGCUCGUCUCGAUAUUGACCCCGAGACCAUUACCUGGAGACGUGUUCUGGAUGUAAACGACCGUCAUCUGCGCGGUAUCGUUAUCGGCAAUGCUCCCACCGAGAAGGGCCACAAGCGUGAUACUGGCUUCGACAUUUCUGUUGCCAGUGAAUGCAUGGCUAUUCUGGCCCUCAGCACUAGUCUUGCUGACAUGCGUGAGCGUCUCGGCAGAAUGGUUGUUGCCAGCUCCAAGAGCGGCGACCCUGUCACUGCUGACGACCUUGGUGUUGGCGGUGCCCUGACUGUCUUGAUGAGGGAUGCCAUCAAGCCAAACCUCAUGCAGACCUUGGAGGGCACUCCAGUCUUCGUUCACGCCGGUCCUUUCGCCAACAUUAGUAUUGGUAACAGCUCGAUCCUGGCCGACAAGAUGGCCCUCAAGCUUGCCGGUACGGAGCCCGAUGAGGAUUACGCUACCAAGUCUGGUUUUGUCGUUACUGAAGCCGGUUUCGACUUCACCAUGGGUGGCGAGCGUUUCUUCAACAUCAAGUGCCGCACCUCCGGCCUCAUGCCUGACGUUGUUGUUGUUGUCGCUACUAUCCGUGCCCUCAAAGUUCAUGGUGGUGGUCCCCCGAUCUCGCCCGGUGCGCCGCUCAACCCUGUGUACAAGGAGGAGAAUGUUGAGAUCCUGCGCGCUGGUUGCGUCAACCUCGCCAAGCACAUUCAGAACGCCCGUUCGUAUGGUGUCCCUGUCGUCGUUGCCAUCAACAAGUUCUCGACUGAUACCCAGGCCGAGAUUGACGUUGUUCGCGAGGAGGCCAUCAGGGCCGGUGCCGAGGACGCCGUGCUCGCCAACCAUUGGGCCGAGGGUGGUAAGGGUGCUGUUGACCUCGCUCAGGCCGUCAUUUCUGCUAGCGAGAAGUCUACCCCUGAGACUCAGAAGCUUCUAUAUGAGGUUGAGGGCAACACCGUCCAGGAGCGUAUCGAGAAGAUCGCUCGUGAGAUGUACGGUGCCGCCAGCGUCGAGUUCAGCGAGCUCGCCCAGAAGAAGGUCGAUACCUAUACUCGCCAGGGAUUCGGCAACCUGCCCAUCUGCAUCGCCAAGACCCAAUACUCACUCAGCCACGACCCCGAGCUUAAGGGUGCCCCCACCGGCUUCACCGUCCCCAUCAGAGAUGUCCGUAUGGCCGCUGGCGCCGGGUAUCUCUACGCUUUGGCUGCCGAUAUCCAGACUAUUCCUGGUCUGCCUACGGCUCCUGGUUACUUUAAUGUGGACGUGGAUACCGAGACUGGUGAGAUCCAGGGUCUGUUCUAGAAGAUUUGAGUUUAGUUGAAAGCUGGUUGUUUCGCCUUGCAGCCAUUUCUUGUCGGUUUCGCUCUAGAUAUAUUCGUCCUUUGCCUGGGUACAUGAGUUUGGUGUUGCGGUUUGGGUAUAUAAUGCAUUCACGAUCAACUCAAGGGUGCGGUAGAACCGGUUUUGGAGUAUGUGUACGCCGGUAGUCUCUAUUCUUGUCUUUUAACAACACAUACGGAAUGGCGGCGCCACGGUGUACGGAUUCAAAAAGAAGAAAGGGGCGAGCCAAAAAAGAUGGGGGCAUCGUCGUGCGUAU